UAAUUUCUGAUGUCCCUAAAUUUAAGGCAUAAAUUGCAAUGAAGCAGAUCAUUUGUGGCUGGAAGUGCAAUCAUUAGUAGAAAAAUCUCAAAACUUCAUAAACUUCCAUUUUUAUUCAAAAACAAAAGACCCUUUCAUUUUCAGCCUAAGUAAGUGCUAUCAAAAUCCAAUCUUAGAUAAACUCUCUUUGAAUCCAAGCUUCAACCUCUUCUGGGUUGUCUUCAGAAUUCAAUCUAGUACUCUGUCACUCUCACUGUCACCCUCCUUCACAUUUUUCUUCUUCUUCUUCUUCUUCUAUCCAGUGGCAUUUCUCAAGUCUAGGAUUUAAAGCACAUGUUUCACCUUCCAUUUCUUCAUUGAGACAUGAAGGAAGAAGGAACAACAGAGUGCAGAAAGCUUUGGGAGAAGAUGGAGUCAUGCACUUCAUUGUUGUUUCUGGGCUUGGUUUCCAUGCUCUCUUUUGUGGCUUCUAAUAAGGUGGUCUCAAAUGAAGUUGCGGCGCUGACAACAUUCAAAGAAGCUGUGUAUGAAGAUCCACAUCUGGUUUUGUCCAAUUGGAAUACUCUGGAUUCAGAUCCUUGUGACUGGAAUGGCGUUUCAUGCACGGCGACUCGAGAUCAUGUCAUCAAGCUAAAUAUAUCAGGGGCAUUAUUAAGGGGGUUUCUUACUCCAGAAUUCGGGAAAAUCACCUACUUGCAAGAAUUGAUCUUGCAUGGAAAUAAUCUCAUUGGAAUAAUACCUAAAGAAUUGGGAAUGUUGACAUCUCUUAAGGUGUUGGAUUUGGGAAAGAAUCAGUUAUCAGGACCAAUUCCUCCAGAGCUUGGAAACUUGACCCAACUUGUAAAAAUAAACUUGCAGUCCAACGGGUUGACUGGUAGGCUACCUCCAGCGCUAGGAAAUUUGAAAUACCUUCAAGAACUUCGGCUAGAUAGGAAUAAACUUCAAGGACCUGUUCCUGCUGGUGGCAGUUCAAACUUUGCCUCAAACAUGCAUGGAAUGUAUGCCUCAAAUGCAAAUUUUACUGGCUUCUGUCGUUCUUCUCAGCUAAAAGUUGCAGAUUUUUCAUAUAACUUUUUUGUUGGUAGCAUACCCAAAUGUUUGGAGUAUCUUCCAAGAUCAAGCUUUCAUGGGAAUUGUCUCCAUCUCAAAGACAUAAAACAGCGGACUUCUGUACAAUGCGCUGGUGCUUCACCAGCAGAGAGCCAUCCGGUAGUGAAACCAAAGCACCAUCAUGUUGCUGAACAUGUAUCCAAGCAUCAAGGAACAUCAAAACCUGCUUGGCUUUUGGCUCUAGAAAUAGCGACGGGAACCAUGGUUGGUUCUCUCUUUCUGAUUGCUAUUGUCACUGCUUUCCAGAGGUGUAACAAAAAAUCAUCUAUCAUCAUUCCUUGGAAGAAAUCUUCAAGCGACAAAGAGAACAUGGCAAUAUAUAUAGACUCAGAGAUGUUGAAGGAUGUGAUGAGGUAUAGCAGACAGGAGCUGGAAGUGGCUUGUGAGGACUUCAGCAACAUAAUUGGGUCCUCACCAGAUAGUGUGGUCUACAAGGGUACAAUGAAAGGUGGGCCUGAAAUUGCUGUAAUUUCACUCUGCAUCAAGGAAGAGAAUUGGACAGGACACCAUGAGCUCUAUUUUCAGAGAGAGGUGGUAGAUUUGGCAAGGUUAAAUCAUGAUAAUACAGGGAAGCUACUAGGCUAUUGUAGAGAGAGCACUCCAUUUACAAGGAUGUUGGUUUUUGACUAUGCAUCAAAUGGGACACUUUAUGAGCACCUACAUUGUUAUGGAGAAGGGUGCCAGUUCUCAUGGACACGGCGAAUGAAAAUUAUCAUAGGCAUUGCACGCGGGCUCAAGUAUCUGCACAAUGAAGUUGAACCCCCAUUCACUAUCUCAGAGUUGAACUCCAACUCUAUAUACCUUACAGAAGACUUUUCCCCUAAGCUGGUUGAUUUUGAAAGUUGGAAGUCAAUUCUUGAAAGAUCAGAAAAAAAUUCUGGUUCUAUUAGCAGCCAAGGUGCUGGAAACUCACUUGAAGCACGCCAUCUUGAUACCAAAGGAAACGUUUAUGCUUUUGCAGUACUUCUACUAGAGAUAAUCAGUGGGAGACCUCCUUACUGCAAGGACAAAGGGUACUUGGUGGACUGGGCUAGAGAGUAUCUUGAAGUGCCAGAUGUAAUGUCAAAUGUGGUGGAUCCUGAGUUGAAGCAUUUUAGAGAUGAGGAGCUGAAAGUAAUAUGUGAGGUAGUAUCUCUUUGUAUCAAUGCUGAUCCCACUGCACGUCCAUCAAUGAGAGAAUUGUGCAGCAUGCUUGAGACAAGAAUUGACACAUCUAUAAGCGUGGAUCUCAAGGCAUCAUCUUUGGCUUGGGCUGAACUAGCACUUUCAUCAUAACUAAGGAAUUGAGAUUGCUCAAAACUAACAAAACAUACUCUGAAGUCUGAAGCAAACCUAUAACCUGUGUGAUACUUACCUGACUAGUUACUUUUCUUUGGUUUUUUUCCUAUCCAAUUUUACUUCUCACAUAGUCAUACAUAGAGGUCUGAUAUUUAUAUCAAGAACCAACCAACUAUGUUGUUAGGUAGUAAUACACAUGAAUCAUUUUAUAUUAUAUUUUAUUAACAGAAUGUAAAUGAUUGCUCAAAACUUGGAAAAGGUAAUGUGUAACAUGAAUCUAUGACACGUAUUCUUGUAUAUGGUGGUUGAUGAGUACCAGUCUAUGAAUUGAUAAAUGAAAGAAAGAAGAUAGUGCCAGAGCACUUCUUUUCC
Molecule: messenger RNA, 2760 nt
Organism: Lotus japonicus
Lineage: Eukaryota; Viridiplantae; Streptophyta; Magnoliopsida; Fabales; Fabaceae
Product: probable LRR receptor-like serine/threonine-protein kinase At1g63430
Exons: 14
Coding region: 364-2385 (673 amino acids)
Biological process (GO): protein phosphorylation
Molecular function (GO): ATP binding; protein kinase activity; protein binding
Source: RefSeq, a predicted model, not a curated record